AUGUCUUUCACGCCCAUCCAGAACGCAAUCAACCAUAUCGAAAGAAUCAUGAAAGAACUCAGCCUCGAAUAUUCAGACAUCUCUCGUGAUAUACCUGCUGAACACAGUACUAAGGAAAUCACCGAUAUGAACAACGCCGAGAUGGUUCAUAUCGUCCGGGCGCACCCUGAGAUAGCUGCUCGCAUGCCACAGUCUGUUACAGCCGAGCUUGAAAACAUUCAGAACUCUACGGCCGAGGACACGUCCGCCAAGAACGACGAGCAUGCUCUGAACACGGAGACUGGACAAGCCAUGUUCGAGGAAAUCGCCAACCGCCUGCGCGAGGAGUUCGUUGCUAUCCUCGAGAACCAUGCUGACAUCCUUGAGGAACACGCUGAGGACACCGGUAUCUAUGAGGAGGAGGUACUCGCUCAAGAUAUCGCCCAGCGCGUUCACGAUGAGAGUGUUCGGCUGCAUAACGAAGUCCUUGGACAAAAUCAGGAGGCGCGCAACGAGCUCCUCAGGGGACUCAACACUCACUGUGUUUCAGUUGUUGACGACAUCGUAGAGAAGGUCUGUGAGCGGUUCGACCUCCAUGUCUCGACCUUCAUCCUGCUGAUCGAGUCGCCUUCGUACCGACCUAGCCGAUUCGAAAACUUGAUCAGUGGUGUCUACUACAAGAUCUUUAUGAAUGCCAAGAGCUGCGUCCGUCAAUGGGAGGAGUGGAGAGAGAAGCUGAGGUCUGGUACCCCCAACUCUGUUUGA
Molecule: messenger RNA, 744 nt
Organism: Aplosporella prunicola CBS 121167
Lineage: Eukaryota; Fungi; Ascomycota; Dothideomycetes; Botryosphaeriales; Aplosporellaceae
Exons: 1
Coding region: 1-744 (247 amino acids)
Source: RefSeq, a predicted model, not a curated record